Molecule: messenger RNA, 2385 nt
Organism: Protopolystoma xenopodis
Lineage: Eukaryota; Metazoa; Platyhelminthes; Monogenea; Polystomatidea; Polystomatidae
Source: the annotation of a GenBank genome assembly
AUUCCUCCUAUCCAAUCAGGUACAGAAUCUUUCAUCAAACAGGAUCACUCUGUUAUAAUUGGAGUAGAUCAUUUAAAUCCUUUGCUAAAAACUGAGAUCAAAAUAGAUGAACACAAUUGCCGAUCAGAUGAGCCUAUACUUAAGGCAAAUGUGUGCGUCACUACCUCCGUAGAGGGCGUGUUACCUACAGAGCCCUCAGAAAUUACCUCAGUUAAACGUGAAAAUGGGCAUUCUUUGAAGGAAACUAUUGAUGGAGAAAAGCAUGACACUCCAAGCAUUGAUAAUCCAAAGCUAGAUGAUUCUAUCAAAGAAGAACAUGAUUUUGAUCUUAAAAAGGAUCGAAAGCGUAAAGGAAAGAGAUACGAACCAACAAAUGUCGAACAAGAUCUUAACUUCACUCCUAGGCGGAGUGGUAGACAGCGCAAGCAAGUCGAAUUUCUAACAAUGGAGCCAAUAAAACCUAAAUCCUAUUCUCGAUCUACAAUCAUAAAUGAAGAAGAAUGUGAUAAGUCUCGGGGUAAAAAACGAAAGGCCAGUGAUGAAUAUGGGGACGAUGACAACGGGGAAGCUUCACUUAAGGAGGGCAAAGUUAAACGUAGACGUAAGUCCCUCAGAGAUUCUGAAGGGAAAAUUAAAAAGAAGAAGAAGAAGCGUAAGAUCAAGAAAUCUGGUAAAGUUAGUGGAUCGGCGCCUUGGAUGCGGGGAACUUCUUCAGAAUCCAGUACUAGUGAAGAGGAAGAUUAUUUUGAGCGCGUUCUUCUGGCGAUUCAUGAUUCUGAUGAUGAGGAUCCGAAGCCCAAACAUAAAAUUGGUAAAAACGAUUUUGAGUGGAAUAAUCAACCUGAAAGUGAUUUUGAUCCAGAAGGAUUGGAUAAGGAGAGUGAUGUUGAUAGUAUUACUCAAGGAAGGAAUCUAGCCCGCCAAAAGCGGAGACAAAAGGGAGUUAAAAAAAAAAGAAUGGGAAGUGUUGAAGACGAGGAAGAGUUAGAAGAGGACAAGCCAUGCCAAAUAUGCUCUCGAUCUCAUUUGCCAGAAUGGAUUCUUCUUUGUGAUCGUUGCGAUCUGGGCCAUCAUGCUAUGUGCUUGUUUCCACCCCUUUUUAUCAUUCCUGAGGGGGAGUGGUUUUGUCCGCGUUGCCAGCACUCUGCAUUAAUAAAUUCAAUAGCUAACAAGAUUACAGAACUUCAAGCAGAAAGGAAGGCUCGUGAGCAUAAACAGCGAAUGCAGGAGCGAAUCAAUUUUAUCAGUAUUAGCCUUACGAAUAUUCUUCCCAGUGAACAAAGAGCUGCAAAACACAAGACACGUCUCUAUGGUUCUGGCAAUGGUUCUAUUAAUGGCCUAGAUGAAAGUACAAGCGACGAAAGCAGAACUAUCUCUGAUCGUUCAAGUACAGUGGCCGAUUCAGAGGGCACAACAAGAAAAUGUCGUCUUAGGCAUCGGCACGAGAAUGACAGCUGCGAUAAUGAUAUUAACGAGACUAACAGCACUUCUAAUGAUUCAAGUUUCUCUAGGAUUAGACGGAGAGCACGACGUACAGCGAGGUCUAGAGCUGGAAGCCGGCUUACCACUAGACAAACAAGAUUCAAUAGUUGUGAAGAUACAGGUUCUGGAACGGAAACAAGCAAUAGCUUAGAGGCUCUGCCUCUCAUGCGUGCAACGCGAAGGCGUUCUAUCCGCUAUGACAUAAAUGAUGCUUUUAAGCAGAUUGAUGAAGCCCUGGAGGGUGAUGAGAAGUAUCAGUCCCAGAAACGCCGUCGUGAACGACGCAAAGAAAGACGAUCACAGGGAUUGCCAACAGAUGACUCAUCCGAAGAAGAAGAAGAAGACGACGACGGGGAUGUAGAGCUAGGUACCACUGAAGGAGGAAAAGAUGGUCGGCGAACCGGCGGUAGGUCCAGAGGAAAGGACCUUUCAAAUAUCCUCGGUCCUGAUUGGAAAGAUGAUGAUGCAGAGCGACGGCGCCGCAGACGACGUUUGGGCGAUUCACUUUCUCAGUCUUCUGAAUCAGAGGCGGCUUUCGGAGGUCGAAAGGGGUCAGACGGAAAUCAGACCAUGGAUAAACGGGCUCGUCCACGUAAAGGCUCUGAUGGAGACGACGAUGAUGAUUUUCAGCCCAGUGAAGCUUCAAAUUCAUCUUCCAGGACCCAAGAUGAUGAAUCUGCGGGGAGUAUCGAGGAGGAAUUUUCAUCUGGAUCUAUCGCAUCUGACGAUUCUUGGCGACAUGAGCUUUCUUCUAAAAAGCGAUCUGGCCGCAAGCCGUCUUGGAGGCAUCGAAAUAAUAAAUACUCUAUGUCUAGCUUUAAUAAAAAGCGCUUUCAAAAGUUUGAUGGCAGUGAUAUUGAUGCAGAAGCUGGUCGAAAUUCCAGAAUUCUGCCUAGCCGGUAA